GGUAUAGUGGGGAGAGAGGACUCCCUCUAGCUUUUUUCCCCUGCCGUAGCACCUGAGCUGGGUGUGGGGAGAUGUACCUCUCCCCACUGCAGCAGCUCCGGGGCGGGGACAGCAGGAUAGGUGUCCCUCACUCCGUCUGGCAGGUUCAGGCCAGGGCUGGGUUUGGGCUGGGGGAGGGAUGCCACAGUAGGUCCAGGUUGGGGCUUGGUUCAGACCAGAGGAGGGCCACUGCAGUAGGGCCAGGCCAGGGCUGGGUUCAGGCCAUCCCUCCCCAGGGCAUGUCCACAUCAUACAACCCACGUCCCUGUUGGAGAUCUAAGCAGGUGUACUGAGGACUAAGUGAGCAGAGGCCAGGCUUUUCCUAGAGAAGUGGUUUCUUCCUGUUCAGACUGAUGUAUGUGGGUGUAGGGCCUUGCAGUGCUCUCGCCUGCACUGUCCCCAUUCUGGGCAUGCCUACACAGAAGGAAAACCCUGGCUGGUCUGUGCCAGCUGACUUGGGCUUGUGGGGCUCGAGCUGUGGGUCUGUUUCAUUGCUGGAUAGAUUUCUGGGCUCCAGCACCCUGCGAGGGUCCCAGAGCAACUCCGACAUCUGCACAGCAAUGAAAUGGCCCCAGAGCCUGAGCCCCAACUGUGGUCGGCACUGGCCAGCCAUGGGUUUUUCUCCGCUUUGUAAACAAGCCAGUAGAAAGGUCUCUGAAUGCAGAACUCUCACUUUUGCCUGUUGGAGAUCAUAUGCUCCGGUCCCUUGCUUAUUUGUGAGCGUAACUUACAGCAAAUGCAGCAGAAGAGCAAUCAGAAAACGCCCCCUAGUGCCGGCGCCUUCAGCACUGCGGUCAGUCAGUUGAUUUCCUCGCUUAAUGUAUGUGCAAAGAAGGAAGCAUCCUGGACGUUGACACUACCAAAGGGAGGGUCAGACCCACUUGUGCAAUAAACACAUGGAUGGAGCUACAUUUCUGUGCCUUCCUCCUUCUCUGAUCCACCCAGCCUGACCGGCUAAAAUCAAUUCUACAUUGCACUGUUGUCACCUCCUAACAAGUGGCUCCCUCUUUGUGUCUCUUUCAGGCUGGACCUGCAAAGAUGACUGUAAAUAUGAAUGCAUGUGGCUUACAGUGGGGCUUUAUGAACAGGAAGGUCACCGAGUGCCUCAGUUUUAUGGCAAGUGGCCCUUUUCCCGCUUCCUGUUCUUCCAGGAACCUGCUUCUGCCUUUGCUUCUUUCCUUAACGGACUUGCCAACUUUGUGAUGUUGACAAGAUACAAAGCAUCCGUCCCGCCUUCAUCUCCCAUGUACCACACCUGUAUUGCCUUUGCCUGGGUUUCAUUAAAUGCCUGGUUCUGGUCGAUGGUCUUCCACACAAGGGACACCGAUGUAACUGAGAAACUGGAUUACUUCUGCGCCUCCACCGUCAUCCUGCACUCCAUCUACCUGUGCUGCGUCAGGACCCUGGGUCUGAAACGUCCAGCCUUUGCCAAUGCUUUUGGGGGUUUUCUGAUCCUCUGCCUGGCCUGCCACGUCUCCUACCUCACGCUCGUGCGCUUUGACUACGGCUACAACAUGGCCGCAAACGUGGUGAUCGGCCUCCUCAACCUCUUCUGGUGGCUCUGCUGGUGCCUGCAGAACCAGCAGCGUCUCCCGUACGUGCGGAAGUGCAUGGCGGUGGUGCUGCUCCUCCAGGCCCUGGCGCUGCUCGAGCUCCUGGACUUCCCGCCCCUCUUCUGGAUCCUGGACGCCCACGCCCUGUGGCACCUCAGCACCAUUCCCGUCAACGUCCUCUUCUACAGCUUCCUCCGUGACGACAGCCUGUACCUCUUGAAGGUGAACUCGGCCGUUAUGAAAAUGGACUGAAGCGGUUCGGGGGAGGCCUGCCCGUGCAGAGGCGGUAACCCCUCCCUGGUGGAAACUGUCCCUUGAGACUUUCCGAGCGCCGCUCCCAGCCGCGCUCUGGGUCGUCCGCGGCCUGAGGAACAGCGAUGCCGGGCGCUUUCCGUGAGUCCAGUCCAGAAUCCGGCCGUGCCAAGACCCGCUCUCUCCGCCUUCCCCUCCGGGGUGCGCCGAAUCCUGGAGCAACAUUCCCCCACCUUCCUUUUCUUUCCUCUUUUUUUUUGCCUUCAGAAGUUUUAAUUCUCAUCCCAUGACUCGUUCCAUUAGAGCAUCCGUGAUCCAUCUCGCCCCCGCACGCCCCCGCACGCUCUGCAGUUACUGCUGCUCUGUGCUCCCGGGCCACGUGGUGCCUUUCCGUUUCCACUGUUACGAAAUCUGUGUGAGUCGCCGCGUGCCGAGGGAUUUCAGACCAAGUGGGAAACGUGGGUGAGCCAGCCCGGGGGGGGUCGAUGGGAAGACG
Pelodiscus sinensis (Chinese soft-shelled turtle) is the source of this 2340-nucleotide messenger RNA. The record is from RefSeq and is a predicted model, not a curated record. Lineage: Eukaryota; Metazoa; Chordata; Testudines; Trionychidae.